AUGGCAACAGCAACAGGCGGAGGAGAAGAAGCAACAAUACAACGCAUAUUACGCAUUACUGACGUUGCACAGGAAUCACUUGAAAUUCUUGCACCCAUAAGUGGUUAUUCGAGAGUACCUCUUGUUUCGCUUGAAGAAGCAGUCAAACCACUUGUUCCUAUUCUACCUGAUGUUCAAAGUAAUGCAUACGUCGCUAAGUUAAAAUGUAAGAAACCUGCCGAUGAAUUAACACAAGACGAAUCUGCUUCGAUUAUGCUUUACACCAUGACAUGGGAGCCUCUCAAGGAAUGUCUCUAUAUGGUCUUGAAUGAUAUACUACGAACAAAGGAUCGACAACAAAAACUCGCACCUUGGUAUCUUUAUUUGAGACUUUUUUUAAAUGCAUUGUUUCGUCUUCCGUUGAUUCCCACAACCGCAUACAGAGGUGUUAAAUUAGACCUCAAAAAUCGCUAUAUCGAAGGAGAAACAAUUGUGUGGUGGGGUUUUUCAUCGUGCACAACAUCUAUGGGUGUACUACAAUCAGACCUAUUCUUGGGUAAAAGUGGUACUAGAACCAUGUUUACCUUACAAUGUAAAUCAGCAAGAGAUAUCCGUAAACAUUCGUUUUUUCCAACGGAAGAUGAAGUGCUUCUUAUGGCCGCAACACAAUUUAAAAUAGUCAGUUCUCUUGAUCAAGGUGAUCUUCAUAUGAUUCAAUUGGAAGAAACUACGCCACCUUUUCCACUCCUACAACCAGUACCCAUUGUUGGUUCAUUACCAAUGAAUUCAAAUCCACCCGGUGAUCCUAUUUUAACUGCUAUCGUCAAAGUCGAAGAAAAACCAGAGACACAUCUGCCCAAAUCUCAAAUCGAUACACAUGAAGUAGCUGCCGGUACCAACAAUAAUAUAGGAAUCAACUCCAUUACAGACUCAAUGUCUGCCGUAAAAAUCAGUGAUGCAACAGAAAAAGUUAAUAUUCCUGCUAAUGCCACAUGGGCACAGAACGGAGUGACUAUUGCUGGAGGUCAUAGGGAAGGGGAUGCCACUAAUGAACUCAACGGCCCUCGAGGUCUCUUCGUCGAUGAUGAUCAAACAGUGGUUAUUGCUGACUGGGGGAAUCAUCGUAUCAUGCAAUGGAAGAACGGUGAUACAACGAAUGGACUAGUUGUUGCUGGUGGUAAAGCCCAAGGAAAUAGAUUACAUCAAUUGUAUUGCCCAACUGAUGUAUUAAUUGACAAAGAGACGGAUAGUCUCAUUAUUUGUGAUCAAUGGAAUCGACGAGUUGUACGAUGGUCUCGUCGUAAUGGUACAACACAAGGCGAAAUACUCAUUGGUAACAUCCAUUGUUGGGGAUUAGCAAUGGAUGAUCAGAGAAAUCUCUACGUUUCUGAUAUCGGUAAACACGAAGUAAGGCGAUAUCAAUUGGGUGAGAAGAAUGACACUCUCGUAGCUGGUGGUAAUGGUAAAGGUGAUGGUCUCAGUCAGUUCAACUGGCCGACAUAUCUCUUUGUCGAUCGAGAUCAUUCAGUGUACGUAUCAGACGACGAGAAUCAUCGUGUAAUGAAAUGGGUGGAAGGUGCAAAAGAAGGUAUUGUGGUCGCUGGAGGACAAGGCAGAGGGAGUGCUCUGACACAAUUGUCUCAUCCUACUGGGCUCUUCGUUGAUACGUUGGGUACACUCUAUGUAGCAGAGUCGCAGAAUCAUCGUGUAGUGCGUUGGACUCAAGGAGACAAGAAACAAGGUACUGUAAUUGUGGGUGGAAAUGGUCAAGCAGGAGGAGCAAAUCAGCUCAACGGCCCCAGGGGUCUGUCUUUCGAUCGACAUGGUAAUCUCUAUGUUGUCAAUCAUUGGAGUAGUCGUGUUCAACGAUUUUCUAUCGAAUAA
Messenger RNA from Rotaria socialis, 1863 nucleotides. The record is from the annotation of a GenBank genome assembly. Lineage: Eukaryota; Metazoa; Rotifera; Eurotatoria; Philodinida; Philodinidae.